AUGUUUAAUACCAAAAUCUUUGAUAAUAGUAAUUCGGGGGGCCAGUCUUCGUCAGCGAUCAAUAUACCACCGCUGGGGGCGUCUACCAUAACCACGAACGACCAUUUGAAUAUCCCUCAACCGAUUGAUAUUAGCUACCAGAGACAGUCAUCGAUAUUUAAUAAUUCUCGGUUCAGACGAGAAUCAAUUGCGCAUUCGCAGGGGAUGGGAGGUGUUUCAUGGGGGUCGGUUACGAUCGGGUCCUGGUUGAAAGAUGAGGUUAUGAUGGUGGGAAAUGGUAACAACAAUGCUAAUGCUAAUACCAAUGCUUUCGCAAAUAGCCAUUUACAGCCACAUAUACAGCAUCAUUUGAUUAACCCCAGGAGGGGCUCGAUUCGCCACCAACCAAAUGCCAGCAUUUCCAUGUCGCCACCAAUCCAAACGUCGUACUUGCCGGACUUAGAGGCUGAUUAUUGCAAGGACUACCUGUGCUGUGGGCAACUCUUACCUACAUUACACGACUUGUUGCGACACUAUGAAGAAGCCCAUAUCAGUCCUUCUCCUCCGCAAGACCAGCACAUAUUAAACUCGGCCAGAAAUCGAAACAGAAAUAAUGUUCAUAAUAUCAUGGAAACUGUUUCCACUACUGAUGUAUUUUUGAAUAAUCACCACCACAAUGCUCACAAUAAUCAUCCUAAUUUAAAUAUCCCAAAUAACCAGUUCAAUAUCCACCAGCAAACAAUUAGUCAAGCGUCAUUAAAUAACACUAUCCCUCAAAAUAACCCAAUACCGACCAACCAACCUCAAGUACAGCAUCAGCAACAACAACAGCAUCAUCAUCAUCAGCAACAGCAGCACCAGCAUCAAUCCCCAACGCAUCAAACUCAACAAAUACACCAAUCACAUCAUCAAUCACCACCUCAGUUCCAGAAUAUGAAUGCUCAAUCAGAUUCCGCAACACCUCGUCCCGAUGAAGACGAUGCAAUGUAUAUCGAUGAUCCGGCCCGUCAUUUGUAUGUAAUGGAAAACAAUGAAUAUAAACCUUACAAAUGUCCAGUAAUAGGCUGUGAGAAGACUUACAAAAAUCAGAAUGGGUUGAAAUAUCAUCGUUUGCAUGGCCACCAGAAUCAAACUCUUAAAGAAAAUCCAGAUGGAACAAUUUCCAUUAUUGACCCGGAAUCAAAUACCCCAUACUUAGAUGGUGCUGGAAUGGAAAAGGAUAAACCAUAUAGAUGUGAAGUUUGCGGUAAACGCUAUAAGAAUUUGAACGGUUUAAAGUAUCAUAGAGGCCAUACUACUCACUAG
Debaryomyces tyrocola is the source of this 1284-nucleotide messenger RNA. The record is from the annotation of a GenBank genome assembly. Lineage: Eukaryota; Fungi; Ascomycota; Pichiomycetes; Serinales; Debaryomycetaceae.